Fusarium musae is the source of this 2337-nucleotide messenger RNA. RefSeq lists its product as uncharacterized. The record is from RefSeq and is a predicted model, not a curated record. Gene Ontology annotation, molecular function: UDP-glycosyltransferase activity; hexosyltransferase activity. Bases 1 to 2337 code for a protein of 778 amino acids. The transcript is spliced from 8 exons. Gene Ontology annotation, biological process: carbohydrate metabolic process. Lineage: Eukaryota; Fungi; Ascomycota; Sordariomycetes; Hypocreales; Nectriaceae.
AUGACGGCCAUUAACACGAUUGUCUGCUCAACAGAUGAGGCCCGUGUCGACUUGACCUUUGACGGCAAAAGCUCCCUGCAGCAUGUCCUGCAAAACGCGAUGCCGCCCGAGUCCUACGCCAGCAACGCCGCGAUACGUCCCCAUCUCGGCGCGCGGGCGCCUUGUGCGCUGAAUAUUGUCCUGCAGAUUGUUGGCAGCCGAGGUGACACCAAGCUCCGUCCAGACUCGUGCGACGUCCAGCCCUUUAUUGCGCUCGGUACGGAACUGCAGAAGCACGGGCAUCGCGUCCGCAUUGCUACCCACGACGUCUUUGCCGACUUUGUGCGACAGUCCAACCUCGAAUUCUACCCCACGGGCGGAGACCCUUCGGACCUCAUGGCAUAUAUGGUCAAGAACCCCAGCCUAGUCCCCUCUGUAUCUUCGCUUAUGGCUGGCGACAUCAGCCGCAAGCAGGAUAUGGUUCAAGAGAUGCUAGGCAAGUUCUGGCUGUCAUGUAUCGAACCUGAUCCCAUCUCAGGAGCCCCUUUCAUCGCCGAGGCUAUCAUCGCAAACCCCCCAAGCUUUGCGCAUAUCCACCUGGCAGAGGCUUUAGGCAUUCCAGUGCAUCUCAUGUUCACUAUGCCUUACAGUCCCACCCGAGCCUUUCCGCAUCCUCUCGGAGACAUCAUCAACGACUGGAGGAGGAAAACACUGAACCUGGACCCCGUCUCGUCUGCCGACGCACCCAGCCUUCUCAGCACCCACGAGAUACCAUAUACGUACUGCUGGUCUCCUGCCUUGGUACCGAAGCCUCCAGACUGGCCUCCUCACAUCGAUGUCUGUGGCUUCUUCUUCCGGGAGGAACCGCAAUACACGCCGCCCGAUCAUAUUACCCAAUUCCUUCAGGCAGGGCCAACCCCUAUUUAUAUCGGCUUCGGAAGUAUCGUCAUGGAUGAUUCCGCAAGGAUGACCGAUCUGAUAUUGACGGCGUUACAAAGGUCCGGCGCCCGCGCCAUUAUCUCCAGGGGAUGGGCCAAACUUGGUGAAGGCCGCAGCGCUGAAAAUGCCAUAUUUAUUGAUGACUGUCCUCAUGCCGGAGCUGGCCCAUUCCCGAUCCGUCACAAAGAGCUCGACAUCGACAACCUCACCAAGGCUAUCGAGACGCUGCUUGCACCUAACACAAAGACGGCAGCACUCCGCAUAUCAGAAACCAUGCGAACCGAGAACGGCGUCGCGCAAGCCGUGCAGUCGUUCCACCACCAUCUCCCGCGGGACACGCUCACGUGCGACUUGUUGCCCGGCGAGGCAGCCGCCUGGACAUAUGAUGCCAAGCGAUUGGACAAGAAAGACAGGAAGAGAUUUAAGAAUGGGCUGAGGCUGUCUCCUAGAGCCCUGAGCGUCCUCAGUAACCGCCAAAAGAUCGACUUGACUAAGAUGCAACUGAAUCAUCCCAAGCCGCUAGACAUCGAAAACCGCCGAUGGGAUCCAUUGACCGCAACAUCGUCAGCCCUCCUAGGAUCGCUCGUCGAAUUCUCCAAAGGCUUCGGAAGCCUGAUGUCCGCUCCCGUCAUCAAGGUCCGGCAUGAGACUGCGAACCGGGAGAAGAGACACGCCGCAAGAGCAGCCCUCAAAGCUGAUUCCCGGAGCAGAUCGCCCGCAAGCUCCACAACAGCCAUGGACUCCCAAGAGAGGAGCGCAGCAGAUUUUUCGAAAGGAGACCGAGAUGUAUCUGCGUCGUCCAGCGCCGGGAAAUCCGCCGGAAAGGGUAUCUCCAAGAUGACCUCGAGCGUUCUCAAAGGGUCACUAGUUGACGUGCCCCUCGCUCUCACCGAGGGCCUACAUAACCUGCCCGGACUAUACGGCGAAAAGGUCCGGAAGCACGACAAGGUGACAGACUGGAAAAGCGGCACCGCUGAAGCUGGUAAGAACUUUGCGUACAACUUCCUCGACGCCUCGUGGUGCCUGUUCAAGCAGCCCGCCGUCGGCGCAGUCAAGGGAGGCCCCGUGGGAUUGGUCACGGGUCUCGGCAAGGCAGGCUUCGGGCUGAUUGCCAAACCCGGAAGCGGUAAGUCUCUCAACAUUCUGUACCGCUUGUUUGGACCAGGCGGUUUCGAAUCUUUGCUGAUGGGUUUGGUCUUGACUCGGUUAGCCAUGUUUGGCCUUCUUGCAUACCCUGCACUAGGCAUUUACAAGAGUAUUGUAGGAAGUCUUCCAAAGACCGAGAAGAAGGUCCUAGAAGCGCGGCUUGCGCACGACGAGUGCUUUGCCAAAAUUGACCCAAUUAGGGACCAGGAGAUAGAAGUAGUCUUAAGAUCACUUGGAGUGGAACAGCAGCACAGUUGGUGCAUUUCGAAGUAG